Mesocricetus auratus (golden hamster) is the source of this 1815-nucleotide messenger RNA. RefSeq names its product stum, mechanosensory transduction mediator homolog (gene Stum). The transcript is spliced from 4 exons. The record is from RefSeq and is a predicted model, not a curated record. Bases 153 to 578 code for a protein of 141 amino acids. NCBI's taxonomy places the organism in Eukaryota, Metazoa, Chordata, Mammalia, Rodentia, Cricetidae.
GGGAGGGCGGGCUUCACUGCCAGCCUCGCAGCACCCGGAGCGCGCUGGCCUCCUGAGCAGGGCGCGGAGCACGCAGCCCAGAGCCGGCAGCCGGCCGUCGCCUGCCCUCGUGUCCUGGGCGGCUGUCGUGUUCCUGGAGAGCGUGUCCAGCCAUGGAGCCUUUGCAUAAAGACGCCGAGACUGCUGCGGCGGCGGCGGCGGUGGCGGCAGCAGAUCCUCGGGGGGCGUCGUCGUCCAGCGGGGUGGUCGUGCAGGUUCGAGAGAAGAAGGGCCCCCUGCGCGCCGCCAUCCCCUACAUGCCCUUCCCGGUGGCUGUCAUCUGUCUCUUCCUCAACACUUUCGUGCCGGGAUUGGGUACGUUCGUCUCCGCCUUCACUGUGCUGUGUGGGGCCCGCACUGACCUCCCAGACAGGCACGUGUGCUGCGUCUUCUGGCUGAAUAUCGCUGCGGCCCUAAUUCAGGUGCUCACGGCCAUCGUCAUGGUGGGCUGGAUCAUGAGCAUCUUUUGGGGCAUGGACAUGGUCAUCCUUGCCAUCUCCCAAGGGUACAAGGAUCAAGGUAUCCCACAGCAGCUGUGAGCCUCCAGGACCUCCCGGAGAAGUUCAAGGUCCUGUGAGGGUUGCACCAGGUGGCUUUGGGCACAAAGACCUUCACGUGUUCCCUUCUGCCAUUUCUCAGAUUGGGGUGGAAAGGGAGUAUUUCAAAAAUAUUAUUUACUUUGAAGAACACACCUGCUUUUCUCAGCAGGGUCUGAGGCCAACUUCUCUCCCUGCCCCAGAAGUGCAUGGGAGGAACAGGGCCAAAACUUGAGGACUGGGCUAGAGGCCGGAUAUUGACCAAGCACCAGAGUGCUGGGCAAUGCUAAUCCAACUGCACACUGCACAGGCACCCAGGCCUGUCAGGAUGGGCUGCAGUGGGCACUGUGCAGAUGAUUGGGCACUCUCCCAGGCAUUAGGACUUCAUGGAACACUUCCGCUGGGUCCUCAUCCCUUUGCUCAGCCAUGUGGUCCCCUGCAUCUGCUCUGUGGUCUCCCAGGGGGCAGUAUUAGGGCAGAGGUUACAAGGUGGCCAGGUGGUAGCCUAGCGUGGGAAGGUCCUUGGGUCCCCACAGGUGUCUGAUGACACCCCAGCCUUUCAGUUAAUGGCUGUGUGUGAUCUCUGCUUCCCAGAGGCUGGGGUAGCACCAGCUCCUGCGCUGGGAUGAUAUUGCUAGAAUUUCAGAUGCCUGUAUGCAAAAUGGCCAGACUGAGUUGUGAGUGACUGCAGACCAGCAGCCUUCUUGGAUGCAUUUACUACUGUUUCUGGUCCCCUCUCCUUCUGACGUCCACAUGUUUCUGAAUCCAGAUGGUUUGGUUUGAGGAAGGUGAUGGCAUCCAUUCAUUGCUAUUUCCUAACACCAGAGCUGAGUCUGGGCUUCCCACCCACCACCAAGCAUGUGGAUAUCUCUAGAGAGUCCUGCGAAUAGGCAGAUGCCUUGGGACCCAUGAAAGGUAAAUACCCUGGCCUGUUCAGGUCUCCUGAGCAAGUCCCAGGGGACAUCGGAGACUCAUCUGUAUUUGAAGUGUGGAAAGAGUAACAUCGUGAGGGGGACUGUAUCCAACCUGGAAUUCAUACAUGCUGCAAGAAGAUGUGUUGUGAGGCUGAAGCUGUUGGCAUGACGUGUGGACCUUUGUGCCUCUUCCAGAAGCAAACCUAGGAGUGAUGCACCAGUCCAGAGCUAGAUCCUUACUAGAGGGAGAAACCAACAGAAGGUUUGCGGGCACCAGUCUGAAAUGAAGAGAAAGGCGAUCCAAAAUUACAGUGAUGGUGUGGCUA